UAGAUUAGUCUCGCGAGAUGAGGAGAAAGUCUCGGGAGCAGUCCUUAAACUUAAGGAAGAGCAAGCGUAAGGACCCAAGAGGGUACACUGCAGACGGUGAUUCUGCAACUUUUUCGAAAGCGAAAUUGAGUUUUUUGGUUCAUGCUGCAUUGAGAUUACUUUUCACCAAUAAUAUAUUAUUACUUUGCGGGUUACUUUGUUCACCUGACUGAAGGAAACGUGCAGUGCUCGGAGCAGCUACUUCAGAGCAGAAAGUCGGUUUGUGGUCGGGGCAGUUGUUUCUGCAGGAAUGUCGCAGAAAGAAAGACCCAACUUUUACCGACAGGAGGUCAACAAAACAAUAUGGGAAGUCCCGGAUCGGUACCAAAACCUGUCCCCGGUGGGCUCUGGGGCUUACGGAUCAGUUUGUUCGGCCUAUGAUACAAAGACAGGACUAAAAGUUGCUGUGAAAAAGCUUUCUAGGCCAUUUCAGUCCAUCAUUCAUGCCAAGAGAACCUACAGAGAGCUGCGCCUGCUGAAACACAUGAAGCAUGAAAAUGUUAUUGGCCUCUUAGAUGUCUUCACCCCUGCCACUUCUCUAAAGGAAUUCACGGAUGUGUAUUUUGUUAAUCAUCUAAUGGGCGCAGAUCUUAACAACAUUGUGAAGUGUCAGAAACUCACAGACGACCAUGUGCAGUUCCUCAUAUAUCAGAUCCUCCGGGGAUUAAAAUACAUCCACUCAGCAGACAUCAUUCACAGAGAUUUGAAACCCAGUAACCUGGCAGUGAAUGAGGACUGUGAGCUGAAGAUUUUGGACUUUGGUUUGGCGCGGCUCACCGACGACGAGAUGACCGGCUACGUAGCCACCCGCUGGUACCGAGCCCCCGAGAUCAUGUUGAACUGGAUGCACUACAACAUGACGGGUAGGCGAUCAAAAAAGCUUUUGUGUUCACACACAGAAGAUUUUUGUCAACAGAUCGUAAUGAUAGUGUUGCAUCUUUGUUUUUCAGUGGAUAUUUGGUCAGUCGGGUGUAUAAUGGCAGAACUUCUAACGGGACGAACACUGUUUCCUGGCACAGACCACAUUGAUCAGUUGAAGUUAAUCAUGAUGCUCGUCGGAACUCCAGGGCCUGAACUCUUGAUGAAAAUCUCUUCAGAGUCUGCCAGGACCUACAUCAGCUCUCUGGCUCACAUGCCCAAGAGAAACUUUGCUGAUGUGUUCAUCGGCGCCAACCCGCUUGCUGUGGACCUCCUGGAGAAAAUGUUGGUUCUGGACACAGACAGAAGGAUAACAGCAGCUGAGGCCCUGGAACACCCCUACUUUGCUCAGUACCAUGACCCAGAUGAUGAGCCGGAAGCUGAGCCUUAUGACCAGAGCUUUGAGAGCCGGGAUCUGAAUAUUAAGGAGUGGAAACGAUUAACCUAUGAGGAGGUGUGCAGCUUUGAGCCGCCCGUCUUUAACGAGGACGACAUGGAGUGAUGAAAUGAGAUGAGCCAACUACUUCAAACGAGGCCUUUAAACGUGACAUGUGCAUUAAAUGUAAAACUUCUGGCACAUGCCAGACUUUAUCCUAUUUUUUUAGUCUUUGUACUUUCAGAGGAGGUUAUCAGUGAUUUAAAUGUGAUGAAAUUCUUAUUGAUACAAAGACAGCAACUCCUAAAAGAGCUAUCAUUUUUCUUAUUUAAGAACCACUAAUUUUGAUGGUCUUGUGCAUGGAAAUGUCACUUUUUUGCCAAAGUCUAAAAUAAUUUUAUAUUCUUUAAAUAUUUUCUACAUUUAGACUUUGAGGACUUAUCACUGUGACACUGAGAUGCUGAAACUUGUCGACUUGUAGAUGUGCUACUUUCUGUUCCUAUUGUGUAAUGUAUAAAUAAGCUUUAGAAAUAUGCUCGUUCGGCCCCUUCUCUACCAAACCUGUCGCGCGUGGGAUUGGUAGCAUUUUAGAUUAAAAAAAGAUAAUCACUUUAAAAAUUUUCAUUUGACAUAAAUGUAGAUUCAUGGAUUUUAUGGUUUUAGAAAUUUGAAAAGUGUAGUAAGAAACUGUUCUUUGUUGCUUUUGGCUUUAGGUGCACAACCCUUAACCUUGAAACAUUUAUUUAUUUAAAUCUAUUUUUUAAAGGUUAGAAGAUUAGUGAAUGACUUGCUGCAUACAAGAAGGUCAGAGCCCCUUUCGGUUAAAUGUUAUACUCUGUGACAAGGAAAAGAAACAAUAUGCCAUAUAUUUUUAAUAACUAGACUGUGGUUAUAAAGAAAUGACCAUUAGCUUGGAAAUGAAAACGUUAACAAGUGUCGGUUUACAGAGUUUUAAGUGUUGUUAUGACCGAUGAAAUACUCCAGAUCUGUGUAAAAGAGGGAUUUCUAUUUAUCGUAUGUGAAGGUGGUAUUUAUGAGCAUCCAUAUUUGUUUUUCCUGUCAUGUAAAACAGCUGCAGUCAUGUAACAAUAAAGAUUAAGAGACUUA
This is a messenger RNA of Oryzias melastigma (Indian medaka), 2440 nucleotides long. RefSeq names its product mitogen-activated protein kinase 14a (gene mapk14a). Lineage: Eukaryota; Metazoa; Chordata; Actinopteri; Beloniformes; Adrianichthyidae. Bases 290 to 1459 code for a protein of 389 amino acids. Gene Ontology annotation, molecular function: ATP binding; MAP kinase activity. The transcript is spliced from 11 exons. Gene Ontology annotation, cellular component: cytoplasm; nucleus. The record is from RefSeq and is a predicted model, not a curated record. Gene Ontology annotation, biological process: intracellular signal transduction; protein phosphorylation.